This is a messenger RNA of Perca fluviatilis (European perch), 1875 nucleotides long. RefSeq names its product sphingosine kinase 1-like. The transcript is spliced from 5 exons. NCBI's taxonomy places the organism in Eukaryota, Metazoa, Chordata, Actinopteri, Perciformes, Percidae. Gene Ontology annotation, biological process: cellular response to growth factor stimulus; negative regulation of apoptotic process; sphingosine biosynthetic process. Bases 160 to 1812 code for a protein of 550 amino acids. The record is from RefSeq and is a predicted model, not a curated record. Gene Ontology annotation, cellular component: intracellular membrane-bounded organelle; cytoplasm; membrane.
AAUUCGGUUUCUCUUGACACUUACGAGCAGCAGGCUGUCAGUUGCAGUUCUCCACUUUGCUCUGCUCGUACCAUCCAGGCGAGUAGGCUAGCUAUGUGACAGAGUGGCCGCUGCUCUAUCCCGGACCCCCCGCGUCGAAGUCUCCCCCGUCCACUCAGGAUGGAUCAGAGGAGAGCUGACACCAGCAUCAACCCGGUUUCGCUGUACGGGGAAUUUACGGUCACUGGUUGCCGAAAAGCCAGGUGUGCCGUGAGCUUGACCGAGAAGGACCUCAUCGUCCAGAGGAUUCUUUUGGCACCUGUCGGGCGAAACAAGGUGGUGCUCAGUCUGAAGGACUGUGUCGGUUGCAGGGCAUACCGGGAAGAUGACAACGCGGACCCGGCAGCACACUUGGCAGUCUACUUCUACCCGCUCAAACGCCGCUGGAUGAGUUCCGGGCUGUCGCGGCAGAGAGCGGAGCACUGCUUUCGUCUCGCUUCGCUCCAGGACCCGUGCGCUAACCUGGAGGAGGCGGAGAAGUGGGCUCGCGCUGUUCGAGAACGCUCUACACGGCAACAGUACCUAAGAGACGGGGUGUCGCUGAGCUUGUUGUCUCGUCCGAGCCGGAUGAUGCUCCUUGUGAACCCGCAGAGCGGGAAGGGACAGGCGCUCACUCUCUACAACAACCACAUCCAACGAAUGCUCAACGAGGCGGGGGUUACACACACUGUGGUCAUCACCGAGAGGCAGAACCACGCCCGAGAGCUGGUGAAGGAGACCGACCUGUCGCAGUGGGACGCUUUAGUCAUCAUGUCCGGAGAUGGACUUCUGUUUGAGGUGAUAAAUGGUCUGCUGGAGAGACCAGACUGGGAGGAGGCCAUCCGAACCCCGCUGGGUAUUCUUCCUAGUGGAUCAGGCAAUGCCUUGGCUGCAUCUAUACAUCACUACUCUGGAGUCCCGCCGGUGUUCAGUGAGGAGCUCCUUGUCAGCUGUGGUUUCCUGCUCUGUCAAAGACUUGUGGCCCGAAUGGACCUGGUCUCCAUCCAUGUGGCCUCCAGCCCUCGUCUCUUCUCCUUCCUCUCGCUGGCCUGGGGCUUUGUGGCCGACGUCGACAUAGAGAGCGAGAAGUACCGUCAUGUCGGUGCUGCCCGGUUCACUAUUGGCACGCUGGUGAGGCUGGCUUCUCUCCACGUCUACAAGGGAAAGCUGGCUUACCUGCCCGCCACAGAGGACUACAGCAUCGAGGAGGGUUUGGAAAAUAACAAGACACUGCAUUGUAACAAUCAGGUUUCCUCCUUGGCUUCGGCCUCUCGACCAUCCAGAGACUCUCCCUGCCAGAACACUUUUCACAACUCCUGCCACUCCAACAACUCCCUCAAAGCGCAGAGAACGGAGAGCACGCCUUCUCGAAGCGCCACCAAAGCCCUCGCAGGCCCGUCUGACUCCCUUCUGCUGCCUCUUGACCAGCCGCUGCCCAGCGACUGGGUGGUGGUGCAGGAGGAAGACUUUGUCCUCAUGCUGGCCAUGUACCAGUCCCACCUGGCGGAGGACCUGCUGGCAGCCCCAGGCGCCACCUUGGAUGACGGCUUCAUCCAUCUCAUCUAUGUCAGAGCGGGUAUAUCACGCGCCGCGCUGCUGAAGCUGUUCCUAGCUAUGGAGAAGGGUGCACAUCUGGCUACUAACUGUCAGCAUUUAGUGCACACUAAGGUGCGGGCGCUCAGGCUGGAGCCACAUUCACCCAAAGGGAUAAUAACAGUAGAUGGAGAAGUGGUGGAAUAUGGGCCGGUGCAAGCAGAGGUACACAGAGGCCUGGCGAGAUUAAUCACUGGAUGAACAAUCAUCACCACCAGCUUUCAUCUCUAUUAAAAGCCCAAUAAACACAUUUUAGCAUUUCAA